This is a messenger RNA of Staurois parvus, 356 nucleotides long. NCBI's taxonomy places the organism in Eukaryota, Metazoa, Chordata, Amphibia, Anura, Ranidae. The record is from the annotation of a GenBank genome assembly.
CACAGGCACGUACAGACACGCAUACACACAUAUACAUGUACAUACACAGAAAUACACACCCACAGACACAUGUACAUACAUACACAGACACAUGUACACACAGACACAUGUACGUACAUACACACACAAAAAACACACACACACAUGUACAUACACGCAGACACAUGUACAUAUACACACAUGUACAUACACGCAGACACAUGUACAUGCAUACACACACACCUAAACACACACACAGCUAUAAAAAGUUGCAGUACUUUGUUGUUCACUCACAGAGCCAGGUAAUGCACUCUAGGGGGAGGCAGAGAGCACAGCACACACUCCUUCCUUUGCUUUCACUACGCUCAGCUAUUGAG